Torulaspora delbrueckii is the source of this 1395-nucleotide messenger RNA. It is a transcript of the gene AIM17, whose product is annotated as Aim17p. Gene Ontology annotation, molecular function: oxidoreductase activity. Gene Ontology annotation, biological process: carnitine biosynthetic process. Lineage: Eukaryota; Fungi; Ascomycota; Saccharomycetes; Saccharomycetales; Saccharomycetaceae. The record is from RefSeq and is a predicted model, not a curated record. Gene Ontology annotation, cellular component: mitochondrion. The transcript has a single exon. Bases 1 to 1395 code for a protein of 464 amino acids.
AUGUUACUACGAACAGCCGGCAGAACAACGAACCGCCUGACAGCGUUUACAAGACUGACUAGAGGGUUGACCAGUAUUAAUCCUCCACCGGGACCAAUCGAGAAUCUUCCCAGUGCGCACAACGGUAAGAUAUUGAAGACACACUUUACUGAUGAAUCGACAACUAUCACUUUUAUUACAAAAGAUUCUCCAGGACAUGAACCUUUCACGGUAACCUUCAACAACUUGUUUUUGAGAGAUUCUUCUCGAUCGGAGAAGUCAGUGGAUCCCAAAUCGGGUCAGAAACUUUUUACUACAGGUCACUUGGUUUCUGAUCCAGACUCUACGGUACCCAAACAGGUGGAGAUCUCACCAGAUUCGCAAAGUGUAGCGAUCAAUUGGAAGGAUGGUGACCACUACCGUUAUUCGCUGGAUUUUAUCUACAAGUUCAAAGGCUCCACUUUUGUCACGGAUGCAUUGAGGAACACUGUCUCGAAGCACAAACCUGUGCUUUGGGAUAAGAAAACUUUGAAAGGCCAUAUGGAGGAUCUGGUAUCUGUCAAUUACGACGGGUUCAUGAAGAAUGAGGAACAGUUAUAUAAGGCACUCACUACUCUGCAGAAAUACGGUUUGGCACUUAUUAACAAUGUACCCAAGGGUAAUGAAGAUGCAGUGAAGGAUAUAUGUGAGAGAGUGGGUCCUAUCAGGAAUACAAUUUAUGGCGAGACCUUUGAUGUCAAAAGCAAUAUCACCACAACUUCCAACAUUGCAUACUCCAACCUAGCACUCCCAUUACACAUGGAUCUGCUUUACAUGGAGAACGUCCCAGGGUUCCAACUGCUACACAGCAUUAACAACUCUCCCGACGAAGCAGGUGGUGUGAACAUCUUCGUAGAUGCAUUCCAUGCUGCCAGACACGUCCGUGAACAGGAUGCCGAAGGGUACGAAGCAAUGCAACAUGUUCCUGUAAACUAUCAGUACUCCAAAGACGGCCAUUGUUACUAUCAAUCAAGGCCCAUGAUCGAACAGUACGAUAGCAACGAGUCCAAUACCCUGAUGGGAAACUACGAGUAUCUGAUCAAGCGUGUAUACUACUCACCUCCCUUUCAAGCUCCUUUCACCGUCGGUAUCUACGAGAAGGCCCCAGAAACUAACACAUCUAAAGGUAAAGUGACUGAGAGGUUUUUGUUCAGAGAUUUUGCCCAUGGUAUUGGACUAUUUGACCAAUUCAUCAAUAAAGCUGAGAACCAAUUCAAGAUAAAGCUACCGGAAAACACUUGUGUGAUCUUCAACAACACAAGAAUUCUGCACGCAAGAACAGCAUUUAAAAGCUCAGAUAGAUGGCUGAAGGGCUGUUACUUGGAUAGAGACUCUUUCAAGAGUAGACUCAAGUAUUUAGAACAAAAAUAUAAAUAG